UCACAUAAUAAAAUCGUCGAAGGAUGAUGGGAAUCGCCAUUGCGCCAAUUUGAUGCAGAAGGAAGGAAGGCGGCAGAGUUGUAUUUUGAUUGGUAGCGAACAUGGAGGUACACAUUUCAGGAACAGAAACAGAAACAGAGUGGCAUCCUAAGAAAGGAAAUUAUUUAGAAGGUUUUGAUGAGCAGAAACUCAAAGAAAUUAUUGCUGAAGGUGAAUUAGAUUUUGAUGGGUGGACUAAGCUUAUAUCGGAGGUCGAGAAUUUCUUUCAUGAUGAAAUAGAGAAUAUAUGUUUAGUCUAUGACUCCUUCUUGUCCGAGUUUCCUUUGUGCUAUGGUUACUGGAGGAGGUAUGCUGAUCACAUGAUGCGCUUAUGCACCACUGACAAAGCUGUUGAUGUCUUUGAACGAGCUGUGCAAUCGGCAACAUACUCUAUUGAUGUUUGGGUUGACUAUUGCGGCUUUUCUGUUUCAGUUUUUGAAGAUGAUAAUGAUAUUCGACGGCUAUUUAAAAGAGCCAUGUCCUAUGUUGGAAAGGAUUACUUAUGUCAUACCUUGUGGGAUAAGUAUGUUGAGUUUGAGUUUUCUCGGGAGCAAUGGAGUUCCUUAGCUAAUGUUUAUAUCCAAACCCUAAGAUUUCCAUCCAAAAAGCUACAUCAUUAUUAUGAAAGUUUCCAGAAGUUGGUUGCCACUUGGAAAGAGGAGAUGCAAUGUCCGAAUCAUAUGGAUUUACUGUCAGAUCCCAGAGUAGAAAACGAAGUCUCUUCAUGUCAUACUGAUGCAGAAAUUUCUUGUAUCAUCAAAGAGUUGCUGGAUGCUUCUACUGGCAUGGAUGGAACUGAAGCACUGGCAAAAUACUUGUCCAUUGGGAAGCAAUUUUACCGGGAGGCUUCUGAGUUGGAUGAAAAAAUACAUCACUUUGAGGCUGGCAUUCGAAGGCGUUAUUUUCAUGUGAAGGAACUUGACAUCAGUCAAUUGGAUAACUGGCAUGAAUAUUUAAACUUCGUAGAGAUGCAUGGUGACUUUGAUUGGGCUGUUAAACUUUAUGAGAGAUGCCUAAUUCCAUGUGCUAAUUAUCCUGAGUUUUGGAUGCGUUAUGUGGAUUUCAUGGAAAGUAAGGGUGGAAGAGAGAUAGCAAACUUUGCACUUGCCAGAGCAGCAGAAGUUUUUCUAAAGAGAAUGCCAGUGAUACACCUUUUCACUGCUAGGUUUAAGGAGAAAAUAAGGGAUGUUUCAGGUGCACACAUAGCACUUCUUCAUUAUGAGAAAGAAUCAGAUCUUAGUUUUGUUGAAACUGUUUCAAUAAAAGCUAACAUGGAAAAGCGUUUGGGUAACUUUGUAGCAGCUUCUAAUACAUACAAAGAAGCAAUGGAAAUUGCUGCUGUGAAGCAAAAGUUUGACAUUCUUCCCAUAUUGUAUAUUAAUUUUUCACGGCUUCAAUACAUGAUUACCAGUAACAGUGAUGCUGCCAGAGACAUCUUAAUAGAUGGUAUCAAAUGUCUGCCUCAUUGCAAAUUGCUUUUGGAGGAACUGAUAAAAUUUGGAAUGAUGCAUGGAGGGCCUAGGGACAUACAUGUUUUAGAUGCUAUAAUAAACGAUGUGGUAUCUCUACGGCCAUCUCAAGGUAUGGAUGCAAAAGAAGCAGAGGAGAUAUCAAGCUUAUAUUUACAGUUUGUUGAUCUUUGUGGAACCAUAGAUGAUAUAAGAAAAGCAUGGAAUCGCCACAUAAAAUGUUUUCCUGAGUCUGCAAGGGGGAGCACAUAUAAGUUUUCUGUUAUCAAUGGUAUAAAAUCUUUACCCUUGAAGAUAACUGCUUGUAGAAGACAAGGGAGUCCUGAUCCUUUGCCUUCACAUCCAUCUGGGGAUAGAAGCUUAGACAUCCCAGUGCAGUCACCAUCACGAGACAAUAUAUUGAAACCUUUGGAAAAUGAUGAUGCCCAGCCUAACCAUGCUGCUUUGGACUGUGUACCAGACACGAUAUCACCAUUUCUGGAAGAUCAUGAAAUUCCCCUUUACCAGGCUACAGUCAACAAGCUUCAAUCAGGAGAAGUUGAUGAAAGUUUGCAGGGGGGGAGGCAGCACAGCUCUGAGGAGGUUUCAAACAAGCUUCAAUCAGGAGAGGAUAUAAACACUACUACCAAUAUGUCAUCUCAUAAUUUAAUACAGGAUGAAAUGAGAAAUGGAGUUGAAGCAUUAGAAACUUCAGAAGAAAAUUCUAAGGAAAAUAAAUUCAGGCAAGAGCUUGAACAUAAGCCUGAACAUGAUGUAAAUGAACUUCCAUUGGAGAGACUUUCAUUGGGUCAACUAGAUCGUGAGUCUUUGGAUUCAAUCAGUUUUGCAAAUCAGGAGGGUGAAACUUUUGUAGAAACCAGCUUACCAAAUGAAAGCAUGGUGGAAAAAGAACCUCCUCAGGAAACCAGCAAGCUCAAUGGAAUUAUGCCGGAGGUUGCUCAAAGUAAUGAUGGAUAUAACCUGGAAUCUAGUCCAAGGAGUGCUCAAGCAUCUGAUUCUGCUGGAAUUCAAACUGAAAUGAGCAGUCCUUCCUCUCUGGCAAGUCAGCAGAACAUCAAGAAAACAGAGCCACUUGUGCGGAGGACUCCUCCAGAUGAUGUUGGAAGUUGGCAUCAAAGGAGUAAUGCUGAUAGAGUUCACCGAGAAAAUAAAUUUGGCCAUCGAAGGCACUCUCAUAAAAGACAGCAUCAAAGGCAACAAAUGUCUCCAAAAAGGCAGCAUUCGCGAAGUGAAACUGGCACACAAGUGCCUAUGAGUCAAGGUUACCCCAGUCAGUCCAUGUAUUUGCAGAGCCCACAAGUUCAACAAGGUGGCCAAUCACAGAGUCAAUACUCCACAUCUGCUGCUCAUCCUAAUUUAGCUGCUGUUCAUAACUGGUCUAUGCAGGAUGUGCACCAACAGAAUUUUGCCCCUUCUCAGACUCCACCUGCUCCUGUACCUGGUUAUCCUCAAACGCAGAUCUCUCAAAAUCCCAUGCAAAGCAAUGAGCAGCUUGGGCAAAUGCAGACUAAUCAAGCAUAUAAUCACAUGUGGCAAUAUUAUUACUACCAACAGCAACAGCAGCAGUUUCUUUUGCAGCAGCAGCAACAGCCUCUGCCUCAGCAGCAGCUUGUACAGCAACAGUAUCAGCAACACCCACAGCUGCUACAAGUGCAACAGCAAUAUCUUCAACAGCAACAAUUACCCUAUCAGCAGCCACAGCUGCUGCAGCAACAACAAUUUAUUCAACAGCAACAGUAUCUGCAGCAGCAGCAACAACUACAACCGCAAGGCUCAUAUCAGCAGCAGUUUCCACCACCAAAUCCCCAUCCUUACCGGCAGCAGCAGCAAGAACAAGAAAAAAGACAGCAAGAAGGACAGAUUACAGCAUCUCAGGUUCAGACACAGAGUGAAUUGAGCAAAGAGGAAUCCAUGAUGGAACCAAGGCGACAGACAACAUUGCAGGUCCAAGAUCCAUUGCCUUGCAGGAAUGAUGCAUCUGAAACUGUAUUAUCUACAAUAUCUCCCAAUUCCCAGCAGGGAUAAUCUCCAAUCCAAUGAUAUUGAGCUACUGUUAGGUGUAAUGAUCUUCAGAUCCUCUGCUUUCAGCCAAUGACUUAUUCAAUGGUUAUAAUGUAAUUUUAGGGCGCAUACCAUCAAACACUUUCAUUUCGUGUGGUAAAAUCUCGAAGACAUUACUCUUUA
Messenger RNA from Gossypium raimondii (Peruvian cotton), 3692 nucleotides. RefSeq names its product pre-mRNA-processing factor 39-2. Lineage: Eukaryota; Viridiplantae; Streptophyta; Magnoliopsida; Malvales; Malvaceae. Gene Ontology annotation, molecular function: protein binding. Gene Ontology annotation, biological process: mRNA 5'-splice site recognition; RNA processing. The coding region runs from base 102 to 3533 and encodes 1143 amino acids. Gene Ontology annotation, cellular component: U2-type prespliceosome; U1 snRNP; commitment complex. The record is from RefSeq and is a predicted model, not a curated record. The transcript is spliced from 13 exons.